This is a messenger RNA of Protomyces lactucae-debilis, 1003 nucleotides long. RefSeq lists its product as uncharacterized. The record is from RefSeq and is a predicted model, not a curated record. Lineage: Eukaryota; Fungi; Ascomycota; Taphrinomycetes; Taphrinales; Protomycetaceae. The transcript has a single exon. Bases 116 to 832 code for a protein of 238 amino acids.
AUCAGUUCACGCAACCUCAACCAGACCAACAUAAACCAUCUGUCUGCUAUCUGCUGUCUGCUAUCUGCUAUCUGCUACUCCUCGUCUACUCUCUCCGUCUACAUGGUAGCUGACUAUGCCAGACAGACAAGCUGAAGAGUACCCACUGCUGCUUGAAGACGGCGACAUUGCAGCACUCCUAGCUCAAGAUGCCGCAAACUUGCGAGCAAAGUACAACCGUCACGGGAUCUCUGCCUACCUGACUCCUGCUAAAGUGGAACGACCCUCUUCUACAAGGGUCAAUACGCGAUUCUUGCAGAAUACUGUCAGGGAUGUACGAGGUCACAACGCCAUGCUGGCAAAGCGUGAGCGUGAUGAACGACUCAACAUGAAGAAUCACCCAUUGAAAGACAUGAUAGGUCAGCCAAAAUCUACUCCAGGUCCCUCUGAGACCGCGGCCAACCUAUCUCUCAGGAAGCAAAGGCGGCCAUCUGAGUCUGGACGCGACAUUGCAAAUGUUGAUUUGGGCGGGGAGAGAGUCUUGCGGCGUGACGGGUCGAGAUCUUCAGCUCCGUUGGAACAGAGAGGAUCCGGUCAUUUUCGUUGUCGUCGCUCUGCAAGUCCCAAAGCGCGUAUGCAAACGGCUUUAGGUCAUCUGUUGAAGAAUUCACCGACUUGCUCAAAGCGUUCACCAAAAGAUCAUACAUCUUCAAGUCUCGAACAACACAGGCAGUCCAGGUCCUCAGGUGAUGCGCAACGGCAAGCUGCGUCUCACCAUCCCGGACAAUCAGGCCAAACGAGCACGGCGAAAGACGACUCUGCUCACUGGCGUUGUGGAGGUGGAUACCUCUGAUUUGUCCUGCGACUGUUCCAAAGAUCACGUCAAAGGCACAAGCGGUCGCUAGAACAGUCUCUACGAGAUCUAGAUCGUCCUGUCUCCAUCGUCUCGUAUCGUGUUUCUCAAAGUCACGAUCUCAAACGUUCACCUGGCAGUUGUACCGAUCUUCCUCUUCGAAGCAGUUGA